AUGUGCCUGAAGGGUUGCAGAGGUGUCCUCUGCGGUGGCCACUCCCAUCACCCUGACCCCACCUUACUCUCCGGCAUGCUGCUCUAUGCCCAUCACACACAGCUUCAGCUGCCUGGAGGCCAGAAGGAAAGGGCAGUGUGGGGCCUGAGCCCAACCGGGGCGGUCCUGGCUCUUGUUACCAAAGCAGGCUCUGUGUUUGCUGCCUUAACCGCAAGUGUCUCCACUGUUCUCCGGGGCCUCAUCUCAGUCAAGGCCCACCUGCUUUCUCAGCCCCUGCCUCUCCAGUGGGCUUUGCCUAGGUCAAUUGUGCUGGGUUUGUGCUUUUCUCUUGUGUUUUCUCUGGUCCUGAGAGCAGCAUGGGCUUAG
Molecule: messenger RNA, 366 nt
Organism: Rangifer tarandus platyrhynchus (Svalbard reindeer)
Lineage: Eukaryota; Metazoa; Chordata; Mammalia; Artiodactyla; Cervidae
Source: the annotation of a GenBank genome assembly